Messenger RNA from Monopterus albus (swamp eel), 1419 nucleotides. It is a transcript of the gene emc8, whose product is annotated as ER membrane protein complex subunit 8. The transcript has 5 exons. Gene Ontology annotation, cellular component: EMC complex. Lineage: Eukaryota; Metazoa; Chordata; Actinopteri; Synbranchiformes; Synbranchidae. The record is from RefSeq and is a predicted model, not a curated record. Bases 289 to 903 code for a protein of 204 amino acids.
UCUCAUUUUACGAUAUUUCCAUUCUGGUUUACGGCAUCAGCGCGUGCAUAGUACAAGGUGGAAGCAAGCUUAGCUUGUCGGUGAUACUACUUCAUCUAGCAAAAAGGACAGUCGUGUUUUUGCUAAGUGUAAAGCUUACAUGUACUCGCUAGAAAGCUUAGCAUCAACAACAUAUUCCGGCAGUAAGGUGACUGCUGAAGUAGAAAUCUACUUUUCCCCGGGCAUGAGAAGUAACGAUAGCUAACGGAAGAAGUAUCAUAUACCGAUCCAGUCGAUUGUCUUAUAAACAUGCCUAUUCAACUGACAAGUCAGGCUUACUGUAAAAUGCUUUUACAUGCUGCCAAGUAUCCCCACUGCGCCGUGAAUGGAUUGCUGGUGGCAGAAAAAACCAAGGAGAAAAAGAAAGACAGACACAGUGACCCAGUCUUGUGUGUAGACUGCGUGCCGCUGUUUCACGGUACACUUGCACUGGCACCAAUGCUAGAAGUAGCUUUAACACUGAUCGAUACUUGGUGUAAAGAAAAUAAUUAUAUCAUUGUUGGAUAUUAUCAAGCCAAUGAGCGCACAAAGGAUUCAAGACCCAACCAAGUUGCAGAAAAAGUGGCUGCCAGGAUUUCUGAGAACUUCAGUGAAGCAGCAAUUGUUAUGGUGGACAACAGUAGAUUAACACUGAGCUGUUUUGAGCCUAUUGUGCUUAUCUAUGAUCAUCAUGAAAACAAGUGGAAAAGCAGAGAAGUAACUUCUGAGUCUUUUGAGGACUGGAGCGAAGCACAGAAGAUCACAUCUGCUCUGUUAGAGGGAAGGUCUUACGAGAACUUGAUUGACUUUGACAAUCACUUGGAUGAUCUAAGAAACGACUGGACCAACCCCAUGAUAAACAAGUCAGUCCUGGAUCUGUGCUAAGACCCUCAGUCAGGAGUAUCCUGGACACAUACACUGCUGCCAUUUCAGCAUGCAUAAUGCUACUUAUCGUGUAGCACAGGAGUACAAAAAUGCUGAACACAUAGUCUUUGUUCCAUCCAAAAGGUCCUGUACUGAUGGGAGCUUGUGGAGCACUGACCAAUUUGGCCAAAAUCUCUUAAGGGCAAGCGCUUUAUGUGCACUGCAGGAAUGUGUCCAUCUUCAUAAGGUGACUAAGUGCUUUUGAAUGCAAUCUAAAUGUUUUUUUUUUCUGCAAUGGUUUGUGUUUAUUCAUAGUUGUGUGCAUUAAAUUAAAUCCUAGAGUAUUUGAUUUAUUUUUUCCUCUUAAAUUUUAUGGCCAGUAGCCAUACAGAGAUCAAGUCCUAAAUGAAACUUAGGUGAUAAUAGUACUAGUGAGGUAUGAAAUAAUAUUCUUAAUUACAUUUUUAGUUUGUCUUAAGCCUUAGAACAACGUUAAUACAUCUAGGGCUGUAGAGAGAACUUUUGUGGGCAUUAAAU